Aspergillus versicolor CBS 583.65 is the source of this 404-nucleotide messenger RNA. Its product is annotated as mitochondrial 54S ribosomal protein bL33m. The coding region runs from base 168 to 323 and encodes 51 amino acids. Gene Ontology annotation, molecular function: structural constituent of ribosome. Gene Ontology annotation, cellular component: mitochondrion; ribosome. The transcript has a single exon. Lineage: Eukaryota; Fungi; Ascomycota; Eurotiomycetes; Eurotiales; Aspergillaceae. The record is from RefSeq and is a predicted model, not a curated record. Gene Ontology annotation, biological process: translation.
CGAACAGCCUCGAUUGCCAUCACCACAGUGCUCCAGCCGCCAAAAUGGCAAAGAAAGGUACGCAUUCAUUCAAUCAUCCGCCAAUAUUAUGGCCGCUGAAUCCAUGAACCCUUAAGGGUCUCUGGAUCGCUGUGCUAACAUCACCCGCCGCAGCGAAAUCCCGUACCAUGGCCGUUCGCCUGAUCUCCAUGGCCAUGACCGGCUACUACCGCACAAUGUCCCGCCCCCGUACGCAUCGGCCUUUGAGCAUGUUGAAAUACGACCCGGUUGUUAAGAAGAAGGUCCUGUUUCUGGAAGCGACGAAGGGUGGACGCGCGAAAUAAUUUACCAUCAACCCCCCCGGGUCAAUUUUUUAUCCUCUCGGCUCGCGGGCUAUCGGAUGUCUUUCGGAAAUACUUCGCGGC